GGAAUAAAAGCCCCUCUUCACCAGAGUCAAUUGAAGCAAGGCAGCUCACCCUGAGUUACACACUUUCCUCGAGUUGCAAAAAAAAGAAUGGCGACAGCCAGCAGCCCGCGUAGAUUCCUCAUCACCGGUGGGAAUGGCUUCAUUGGUUCCCAUGUGGGGAAGGCAUUAUUUGAGAGGGGCCACUAUGUUCGCAUCGCAGAUAUCAAGCCGACUUCUUAUUUCAAAGAGUGCAUCUCGAAUGAGGUUCUCGUUGGAAACCUCUGCGAUAUGUCAUUCUGUGAAAAUGCUGUUCGGGGCAUGGACACGAUCCUGCACUUUGCCGCGACAAUGGGUGGCAUGGGUGCGAUCCAUGAAGCGAACGACUUCAUCAUAUACAAGGACAAUUCAACAAUGACAUUCAACCUCGUACAUGCAGCUGUAUGCCGGGGUGUUCGGCGUUUCUUCUAUGCAUCUUCCGCCUGCGUGUAUCCAACAUCCUUGCAGCACCAUGCCAUGCCAACCCCCGUAUCUCUCCGCGAGCAGGACGUGUGGUCUUCUGGCGCCCCAAACCCACAGGGCCUCUACGGUCUUGAAAAGCUACACUCCGAGCUACUUUUGAUACAGUUUGCCACAAAGAUGGAGAUACGCAUUGCUCGGUUUCAUAAUGUCUUUGGCCCACGUGGCACAUGGUUUGGCGGGCAUGAAAAGGCGCCCGCUGCACAGCUGAGAAAGGCUCUCGCCGUACACAUGGAGCCCAACGCUCAGCAUGAAAUCGAGAUUUGGGGAGACGGAAAACAACUGCGGAGCUUCCUCUACAUCAACGAUUGUGUGGAAGCCAUUCUCCUUCUCAUCGAGUCCAACUGCAGUGAACCAAUUAACAUUGGAUCUGACUGCUCCGUGGCUAUCGAGGAUCUCACGAAGAUUGCAGUGCAAUCUGUCGGCAUGAACAUAGGAGAUGUCCCUUUCAGAUACAUGAAGGAUUCUCGUCCGAUCGGAGUCCAUGCCCGCAACUCAAACAACGACUUCGUUGUGGAGACAUUGGGAUGGACUCCGCAGGUGACCCUCGAGGCCGGUAUGAUGAAGACUGCUGAAUGGAUCAGAGGAGAAAUGGAAAACAUGCUCAUCGGCAAGGACAGGGCCAGCCGGACCUCACUGUUGCGCAGUCUUAAAACAAGCGAGGUCGUAUACUUGAAUAAACCCAUCAUCACAUUCGCUAUCUUACUUCCCAUCACCUCCCGUGGUCUCGAGGCGCCCGAAAAGAGCCUCGACAACCUUCGAAUCUUUGCACAGUCCCUUGCCCGCACUACAUGGCGUGACACGCGCGAGCUUGGCGUUGUCCGUUUUCAGGUGAAGAUAUACCUAGGAAUCGAUCAGGACGACGAGUAUCUCCAGCGCCCUGCGAAGAAUGACGAGAAGUCAAAUAUCACCGAAUCAGUCUUAUUAGAAGAGGGGAUCGUGAAUGUCUCGACCGAGAUUUGCGAUGUACCACGCGGUCAUGUCUGCGCCAUAUGGCGCCAGUGUGCACACCGCGCUUGGAAGGAAGAGGCCGACUAUCUUGUGCUAAUGGGCGAUGACGUGGUUCUACUCGAUGAAGGCUGGAUGAGAGAGAUCCACAAACAGUUUUUGUUGAUUUCACAGCGUGAAAAUGUUCCUCAGGGUAUGGGAUGCAUCACAUUCACAGAUGUGACUUUCCCCGGCAUGCCCACGUUCCCUGUUAUUCACCGCACUCAUAUGAACGUCUUCGAUGGCCAAGUCAUACCCGACAUUUUCAUUAACCAAGACGGCGACCCUUUCCUCUUCCAGCUGUACCGCAAAUGGGGCUGCUCCGAAAUGAUUCCAUCAAGAAUUUCCAAUGGCGUUGGUGGAAGCUUACCUGCACGCUACACCCAGAAACAUGCAGACGGAUGGACGUUCGGUCCACUCCAAAAUGCAGCAUCAGCACUGGAGGCAUGGUUGGCGACGUCUGUCCCGACCGCUGCUCGCAAAAUGACUCUGGAUGUUAUCAUUCCCAGCUACCGGGUUCAGCUCCCUUUCCUUGAUCCCAUCAUCGACCUAAAACCUUCGUCAAAUUGUGAAGUCAUGUUUAUCAUCAUCAUUGACAACCCACGCUCUCCGAGCAUUACCGAGCUGGAAGCGAAGUAUGCUCAUCGCCCAGAUGUCCGCAUCCGCGUCAAUGAAAGGAACCUUGGCGCUUCGGCGUCACGAAACAGAGGCAUGAAGGAAUCUGCCGCGGAAUGGAUUCUAUUUCUUGACGACGACGUAACACCACGAGCUGACAUUCUGAUCGAAACUGAGAAAGUCAUUCGUACGAAUCCACAGGCUGCUGGUUUCAUUGGAAACAUCGAUUUCCCUGUUGCCAACACUAUUUUCACCAAUGCCGUUCACCUUGCCGGCGUGACUUUCUUCUGGGACAUUGCCGCGAAGAUGCCACGGGAUGAGAGUGACAUGCCUUGGGGAGUAACGGCAAACCUCAUCGCCCGCCAUGUUCAGGAUUGUGUAGAGUUUGACUUGCAAUUCCCGAAAACAGGUGGAGGAGAAGAUAUCGACUUUUGUCGGAAGAAGCGCGACUUUUCCGUUGCCCAUGGGGGGAAAGGGUUCUAUCCUGCUCCUCAUGUCGCCGCAACUCACCCUUGGUGGAACGAGGGUCAAAGAUCGUACUGGCGUUUUUACAUGUGGUCCAAAGGCGAUGGGGGGCUCAUAAAGCUCUACCCAAAUCUGACUUAUCUAGAUCACUCCCCAAACAGCGCAGAGCUAUUCCUGAUCAGCGCGUCAUUGGCGAUCUUAGGUGCAUUCACGUACUUUUCCACACGGAGCACCACCAUGCUCAAUGUUGCAAUGAGCCUCGCAAUGGCGACGGCCAUUGCAAACAUCGCGCAUGAUGUGUACCGUCAUUUGUGGAGAGAUGCGGAUCGCACAAAAGCUCUCAAGUCUUCUCUGAGAGGACUGGGAUGGGCUGCCGCAGUCGCCGAAAGUGCGCUGAUCAGGAUGGCGAGCGAGGGUGGGAGGUUGAUUGGCCUACUUGAGCGGGGAGAAAUUUUACUCAUCGGGCGAAGGUUUGACUGGUUCACUGGAAGGGCAGGAGAUGGUCCGAUGAACGAGGAAAGAAUGAAUGGACGACAGAGAAUGACGCUGGCGGCUCUCAUCGCUGGUGUAUUAUAUUUCAAGUUUUCCUACUAG
Molecule: messenger RNA, 3156 nt
Organism: Suillus paluster
Lineage: Eukaryota; Fungi; Basidiomycota; Agaricomycetes; Boletales; Suillaceae
Product: glycosyltransferase family 2 protein
Exons: 3
Coding region: 88-3156 (1022 amino acids)
Source: RefSeq, a predicted model, not a curated record